UUAGACAACCGAUAUCCCCUCUCUCCCAAAAAUUCUUUCUUUAGAUUUAACUAUUCACGUGGCGCAUUACUGUGUCGACAUUGAAAUUCAUUUCCUAUCCAUUAAUAAAAAUUACAAUGACAUCAUGUUACGAUGACCCUUUCUAGCUCAUAACAGUACUCUUAACAUGUAGACAUUGUUAUUACAUGAAUAUAACUCGACAACAUACCUUAAAAUUUGUGAGGCAUGGAUUCCUUCUCAGUCUUAGUUUAUUGGGUACUGUUUGGCUCUUUGAGCAUUCAGCUUGAGUGGUAUGGAAGUCUGGGAUGCAUAGAGGAAGAGAGGAUCGGACUUCUGAGGCUGAAAGCAGCCUUUAACCCUCCAAACGUGACAGCCUCUGCAUUCUCGUCUUGGGGCGCCGGAGACAACAUGGACUGCUGCAAGUGGGAGAAUGUGAGAUGCGACUCUACCACAAAGCGUGUCGUCCAGCUUUCACUCAAAGACACCAAGUAUGACACAGCCACCAAAAUCGUGGAGCGCUGGUACCUGGAUUUCUCCUUGUUUCUUCCUUUCCAAGAGUUGCAGAAUUUGAGCUUGGCCCAGAAUUUCUUGCAAGGUUUUCAUGGUGUAUUGAGGUCAAGCAAGUUGCAAUAUUUGGACUUACAUGGCAAUGGGCUCACUGAAAUUCCACCCUUAGGCGCAGUGCAAUCAUUGAAGUCUCUAAACUUAGAGUUUAAUCCUCUCAACAACUUAUCUACUUUCCAAGAAUUGAUGAAAGUGAGAGGCCUUGAGACGCUGAACAUGGCUUAUACUAGACUUAGAGGUAUUUCUCAGUCACUGUGGACUAUUACGUCUCUCAAGGCUAUAUCAUUAAGGGGUAACCAUAUGAAGGGCUCCUUAUCAGACAAAGAUUUGUGCAAAUUAAGGAAUCUUCAAGAGUUAGAUCUGAGCCACAAUGCGUUUGAAGGAAUCUUACCUUUGUGUCUCAGCAAUUUGACAUCUCUACGGGUUCUUGAACUCUCCUGGAAUCUGUUUACGGGAAGUAUUCCUUCAAAUCUCUUCUCUAAUCUUCAGUCACUUGAGUAUGUCUCCCUCUCCUACAACCAUUUUGGAGGCUCGGUCUCAUUCAGUUCAUUUGGCAACAAUUCCAGGCUUCAAGUGUUUGAACUUGACAGCCACAACAAGGAAUUAAAUGUAGAUACAGAAAGCCCACACUGGAAUCCGCUGUUUCAGCUGAAAGUGUUUCGCCUGUCGAACUGUAUACUCAACAAGCCCGACAGGAAAGUUCCCAGCUUCCUCUGGAGUCAGCACGACCUCAGAGUCGUCAACCUUAGUGAUAAUGGCAUGAGAGGGGAGGCCCCGACCUGGUUAAUAAAGAAUAACUCGAAAUUGGAGUUUCUUAGUCUCAGGAAUAACCGGCUGACAGGUGAAUUCUCCUUGCACCCUGAUUCAAGAAAUCUCGACAUGUUUUGGCUUGAUGCAUCUGGGAAUCAAAUCCAAGGUGAGGUUCCAUAUUUCCUUGGUUCUGUCCUUCCCAACAUGUUGUUCCUGAACCUGUCAAGAAAUGCAUUAGGAGGGACAAUUCCUGCCUCCCUGGGUGAUUUGAGAAAGCUGAAAUCAUUAGACCUGUCAAACAACAACUUCUCAGGAGAGGUACCAGAACAUUUAUUCAUGGGAUGUGUGUCUUUACGGUUCUUGAAGCUAUCACAUAACAAUUUGCAAGGCCAGUUGCUCCCUGGAAAGUCAAACCUCACAGAACUAUGGUCCCUCUAUUUGGAUAAUAAUCAUUUCUUCGGAGAGCUUUCGCAUGGGCUCCACAACAGCCGCUACUUGAGAUGGCUGGAUAUAAGCAACAACAACAUCUCAGGCAAAUUUCCCGAUUGGAUUAGUGAUUUUGAGUAUUUGAGCACCCUUGUCUUGUCUAGAAACUCAUUGGAAGGCACCAUGCCACUCGGCUUCUGUAACGUUACACGGCUAAGAUUCUUAGACCUUUCUCUUAACAAUCUCACAGGUGUUUUCCCUCCUUGUGCCAAUCUGUCGUCGCUGACGUAUUUACAUCUGCAAGGGAAUGAAUUCAUGGGACCUCUACCGUAUAUUUCAUCCAUGACAUCUGCCCUUGUGACCAUGGACGUUAGAGACAACAAAUUUUCUGGAGAAAUUCCUCGUUGGAUAAGCUCGUACUUGAAUCUGAGGGUUCUUCUUUUAAAAGGGAAUAGUCUUGAAGGCUCCAUUCCGCAAGAACUCUGCCAACUGAAAAACCUUAGUAUUCUAGAUCUGUCUUCCAAUAAGUUUUCAGGGCUGAUACCAAGUUGCCUCCAUCGGAUACCGUUUGGGGGAAAAAGACCAUUUGAUGACACAUUUUACGUGCAGGAACUUGGAUGGACGACAUAUAGAUCCUUUAGAACAUACUCAUUUGAAUGUGAAGUCCAAAUAAAUCAAUACGUCCAGGCUGAUUUCUACGUGUCCGAUGUACAAGAGGAAAUCGAGUUUAUAUCGAAAAGCAGGUUGGAAUCCUACAAAGGAAACAUUCUCUAUUAUAUCUCUGGCAUCGAUCUUUCCAUGAACAGGCUCACAGGCCCUAUUCCGACUGAACUGGGAAAGUUAAGCAGUAUUCAUACACUAAACUUGUCACAUAACCGUUUAACAGGACAAAUUCCCACCACAUUUUCCAACUUGCACGAAAUCCAAAGCUUGGACUUAUCACACAAUAACUUAUCCGGUGAAAUUCCCAUCGAGCUGAUAAGCUUAAACUUCUUAUCUGUCUUCUCGGUUGCUUAUAAUAACUUAUCAGGGAGAAUACCGGAUAGGAAAGCUCAAUUUGCAACUUUUGAAGAUAGCAGCUACGUAGGAAACCCGUUGCUCCGUGGACCGCCAUUGGAGAAAGGUCGAACCAGGACCGUAGAGCUGCCUUCAGCACAGCCAACUAUGGAUUUUGAAGAGAAUGAUCCAUUCAAAGAGUCAUUCUGGUGGAGCUUUACCGGAUCAUAUAUUGGAGCGUUUAUAGGAGUUCUUUUUUUUCUCUACUUCUACUUUUAUUCACUCCCAAGGUAGUACAUUUUCAGUGCUUAGUUCUCUAUAGAAAUGAUAGCUGGAAGAGUUCAGUGCUCCGGUGAAACAAAAGUGAAAAAUUUGUUCAUAUGAUCUAAGUUCUGUUUUAUUUAUUGCUUCAGUGAGGAUUCAACUUUCACUAUU
Messenger RNA from Sesamum indicum (sesame), 3171 nucleotides. Its product is annotated as cuscuta receptor 1. NCBI's taxonomy places the organism in Eukaryota, Viridiplantae, Streptophyta, Magnoliopsida, Lamiales, Pedaliaceae. Gene Ontology annotation, molecular function: protein binding. The record is from RefSeq and is a predicted model, not a curated record.